UUCUCUUUAGCAACAAACACCCUAAUCCCAAAAAAAAAAAUGUCGGGAGGCGAAGCUAUUCCAGACAACCCGCCAGCAGACAGAGAGCCGCCGAGUGAGUUGGAAUCCGGCCGCCGCCUCCGACGACUCCCUGGCCAUGGCGGGCGUCACGACUUGAUCAAGGAUGGAGUGGGUUGGGGGCUGACGGCGCGGCUCGCGUUCCAGAGCUUGGGAGUGGUUUACGGCGACAUCGGGACGUCGCCGAUGUACCUCUACGCGAGCACGUUCAGCGACGGGAUAAAGCACGACGACGACGUCCUGGGCGUUCUGUCGCUCAUACUGUACACCCUCACCUUGAUCCCGCUCGUCAAAUACGGCUUCGUCGUCUUACGCGCCACUCAUAAUGGAGAGGGUGGGACGUUUGCAUUAUACUCGCUCAUAUGCAAACACGCGAGGGUGGGGCUUCAGGGUCAACCAACAAUAGAGGAUGAGGAAGACGAGGAAGACGAGGACCAGAAAAAUGAGGUGUCGAAGGAUGCUCGAGAAAUGGCUUCGAGGCUCAAAUCGAAGUUAGAAGACAGUCAAUUCGCAAAGUACGCGCUUCUCGUCGCAUCGAUGUUUUGCGCUGCCAUGGUCAUCGGAGACGGAGUUCUCACUCCUUGCAUCUCAGGUGUGUACAAAUUGAUAAAUAAAGCAUCAUGUGCAGUUUUGUCAGCGGUGGGUGGUAUCAAGCAGACUAUAGAAUCCAUGACGCAAGAGACGGUGGUGGGUAUCUCGAUAGUCAUACUGAUUGGCUUGUUCGCGGCACAGAGAUUGGGCACCGAGAGGGUGGGUAGCUGUUUCGCGCCGGUCAUGUGCGUGUGGUUCGCAAUCAACGGUGGGAUCGGCCUGUACAACCUCCUGAAGUACGAUCCAUCGGUCGUCCGAGCUCUGGAUCCGAGGUACAUCGUCCGUUACUUCAGCAGGAACGGGAAGGAGGCGUGGAUCUCCCUCGGCGGUGUGGUCCUCGCCACCACGGGCAGCGAGGCGAUGUUCGCCGACGUCGGCCACUUCUCGGUUCGGGCCGUGCAGCUGAGCAUGUGCGUCGUCGUGUACCCGGCACUCGUCCUCGCGUACUUGGGGCAAGUCGCCUUCCUGACCAAGAACCCACACCUGGUGGCUGAUGCCUUCUUCAAAUCCAUCCCUGGGACACUUUACUGGCCAGUGUUCGUGGUGGCUAUUCUGGCGUCAGUGAUAGCUAGCCAGGCGCUGAUUUCAGGGACGUUCUCCAUCGUUCAGCAGUCUCACUCGAUGGGCUGCUUCCCUCCGGUGACGAUCGUGCACACUUCGUCGAAGUCCCCCGGCCAGAUCUACGUGCCGGAGGUGAACUGGCUGCUGAUGGUGGCCUGUGUCGCGGUUACGGUUGGCUUCCAAACCACCGCCGGGAUUUGCAACGCAUACGGGAUGGCAGUGGUGAUGGUGAUGGUGAUCACCACCUCCUUCCUCGUACUGAUCAUGGUGAUGAUCUGGAAGGUAAACUUGCUGCUAGUCGUCUCCUUCGUGGCCACCAUCGGUACAACGGAGCUAGCGUACUUAACCUCAGUCCUUUACAAGUUCCCACAAGGAGGCUACCUUCCGUUGACUUUCGCCGGCGUCUUGAUGCUAAUCAUGUACACGUGGAGCGACGUCCAGAGGAGGAGACACCACUACGAGCUCCACCACCGGAUCUCACCCGACGAGGACUCGAUCGGCGCCGGAGCCACCACCCACCAGAGCUUGAGCAGGCUCCCAGGGAUCGCCGUUUUCCACUCCGACGGCGAUCCGGCGCCUCUCCACGGGAUCCCGCCGGUUUUCAAGCACUACGUGGCCAACAUCCCGGCCCUACACUCGGUCGUGGUCCUCGUCUCGAUCAGGACCGUCCACGUGGCCAGGGUUCGGGUGGAGGAGAGGAUGACGUUCAGCCGCGUGGGCCCCCCGGAGAUGAGGAUGUACCGGUGCGUGGCGAGGUAUGGGUAUGAGGACGGGAGGAGGAGGAGUGGGGAGAGUGGACACGUGGCGUUCGAGGAGAUGCUGGUGAAGGUCCUGAUGGAGUUCGUGAGAGCGAACGCGAUGGGGCUCGAGUUGGUGGAAGAGAUUGAGGUGAUCCAGCGAGCUUGGGACGAUGGGGUGGUCCACUUGAUUGGGGAGUAUGAGAUGAUUGCUGGGGAAGGAUCCGGGUUUUGGAAGAGAUUACUAGUUGAUUGGGGUUACAGUCUUUUGGGAAAGAUCGUGUGGCGGCGGAGCGGUCCGAGGGUGUUUGAUCUGCCCUGUAGUAGGACAGUUAGAGUUGGGAUGACUUAUCAGCUCUAGUACUUGAUCUUAAUUAAAGAAACAAAGAACUUAAAUUUACCUACCUUUAUGUAAAGGGUGUCUAUUUUCUUUGUUUGUUAUGGUAAAAAUGCUAGUUGUGUAUGGUUUGGGUGGUUUAGGGGUUGUUUGGAAGUUGUGAUUCUUCAAAUUGAUGUAUUGGAUCAAUUAGUGUAUUAUCAUUUGAUGUAUUGAAUCAAUUGAUGUAUUAGAUAAAUUAAUACUUUGUUU
Messenger RNA from Linum tenue, 2535 nucleotides. The record is from the annotation of a GenBank genome assembly. Lineage: Eukaryota; Viridiplantae; Streptophyta; Magnoliopsida; Malpighiales; Linaceae.